Coregonus sp. 'balchen' is the source of this 34798-nucleotide messenger RNA. Lineage: Eukaryota; Metazoa; Chordata; Actinopteri; Salmoniformes; Salmonidae. The record is from the annotation of a GenBank genome assembly.
UUGCGUGAUGACUUCAGACAGAAUCCCCAGGACGUGGUGGUGGCGGUGGGGGAGCCUGCCAUCCUGGAGUGCCAACCUCCUCGUGGGCACCCUGAGCCCACCACCUUCUGGAGGAAAGACAAGUCCCGCCUGGACCUCAAAGGUGAAAGGAUCACUGUGAGUACAGUUCUUCUUCAGGACCCUCUUCUCUGCGCUAUGCAAAUUAAUUUAACCACCCCCUCUGUCUGGUGUAGCAUGAGUCCAUUUCAGUCAGUGGCUAGUAGUCACAAUGGUUCUCAUCACUGAAAGCAGUGUACAGAGUGUCUGAUUUAGACAUUGUUAAGCUAUCUCUGUUAUCUAUCUGUCAGGUACGUGGAGGGAAGUUGACCAUCUCCAACACCAGGAAGAGUGAUGCAGGGCUGUAUGUGUGUGUGGCCACCAACAUGGUGGGGGAGAGAGACAGUGAGACGGCUCAGCUCUCUGUGUUCGGUAAGGACAGACCCAUCCCCUGGUGCUUCAUGUAAUGGCUGCACUGUCUACAUGCUUCCUGUUUAUGAGAGCUUGUAGACUCAUGUCCUAUCUUUGUGUGUGUGGUGGUUGUCCAGAGAGACCCACGUUUGUUCGUCGGCCGGUGAACCAAGUGGUCCUAGUGGAGGAGAGUGUGGAGCUCAGGUGUCAGGUACAGGGAGACCCACCACCCUCACUACGCUGGAGGAAGGACGACGUGGAUAUACCCCGCGGCAGGUGAGGAGAGAGAGAGUGUACGUGUGUGUGUGUGUGUGUGUGUGUGUGUGUGUGUGUGUGUGUGUGUCCGUGCCUGCUUGUGUGUGUGUGCAUGCGUUUGUGUUUUCUAUGAAUUCCUGCUGUGGCUGUGGUGGUUGAAGCAUUUUACAUUACAUUUUAGUCAUUUAGCAGACGCUCUUAUCCAGAGCGACUUACAGUUAGUGAGUGCAUACAUCAUUUUUUUUCAUACAUUGUGUACAAGUGUUAAUAUGGAUUGUGAGGCAGGACUAAUGAGUCCCAGUCUACAGCAGGUAGACACCUGACAUGUUUACUACAGCUUUGAUCACGGUACCUAACAUUAUUUCUCAAAGCCCACAGUCCUGUUCUUAAACCCAGAUUAAAUGUAAUAUAUUCUACUUACCAUACGCGUGCUACCCUGAGAUAAAAAGUGGAUUUAGUGUGUUUGCAGGCUCGCGUGUAUGCUGUCCGUGUGUGUGAAGCCAUGAGUAUUCCGUAGAUUGCCAUUUAUGUCUCUUGUGCAUGUGUGCAUUCACAAUAUAUGAAUCCCGUAAUUGAAUUUCUUCUCCUUCCUCCUUUCUAUCUGUAUGUCUGUAUGUAUAUUUUAGUGUUUUAGCUUUUGAUUUUCUAUGAUAUAACAGUCCUAGCUAGACUCAUAGAAAUAAUAAUUAUAUGUAUAUAGCUACACUACACAAGGUCCCAGAUCUAACAAUGUCCUCUAUUUAGGCCAUUACUUUGAAUCAGGACCAUGCUGCCAAUGGAGUCAAUGUGUGUUUAGGUCAACAGCAUAAAACUACAUUUACCAUGACUCUCUGCUCUCUUCGUCACAGUAACUGAAAAUGCUCUCACAGUUUGUUCAUAUUUAAUCCCAUAUGACGUCUUUGACCAUAUUGUGAUCUGCGUGAGAGGAAAUAUGUUUUUCCCUACAUGGCAUAAGUGUGUAUUUCUAAAGGAAGUAGCUAAUCUAAAGGAGUGGUGUGUGAGAGUGUUGGUUUCCGUCUGCAUGUACAGCAGCAGCAGCAUGUGUCUGAGACAGGAGGUGGCCGUGGGGAGUGCUCUCUCAGACAGGAGUAGAGUAGUGUCUGGCUUUUCCCUGCUCACUCCUUACUCCCUCCUUCCCCCUGACUCCAGAAACAUGCCCUACUUCCAGACCAGCCUUCCUCCCUUCUCUCUUUCUUUCUCUCGCUCUCUCUCUUACGCUCCCUCCUUCCCUCCCUCACUUUCCCCAUCCCUCCAUCCCUCUCAGACCGGCCCUCCAGGGAGGUGUGUAUGUGGGUCAGAGACGUGACGUGACUGGAGCCUUCACAAGGUUCAGUCAGACAGAACAACUGUCCGAACGGACAGAAAAGCUCUAUCGAUAUUUUCUCCUUCACUUUUCUCACCUUCUCUUAUCCGUGCCCCCUCCCGCCAUCUCCCCCAUCAUUGUGUUUCACUGCUCUGCUCGUCUCACAUGUCCAGAUGGUAUGGAAGACUAGACAGGUUUACAGGCUGCUGGUCUGCCUGCUUCAGAGACCAGAAAAGGCCCCUUAGAGGGGAGAGUCCAGCUCCAUAAUGCUCCAUGCUCUGUAGCCAUGUCAAACCCUCUGCCCCUGAGUGAUGGACUGUUAGCGCUGCUCUGUUAGGACUGCUGUUUCUCUCAGUGCUGAGACUGGCUGGCUGCUGUGAUGCGUAGUGUAUCUUUAUGAAUUAGUCAUUACUGCCAAGUCUUUCUCAUCCGUAGCUGUGUGUGUUUGUGUGUCUGCCUGUCUGUCUGUGUGUGUCUGUGUGACUGUCUGCUUCUGGGUGUGGAUUUAUGGGAGUGCACCAGAUACACUAUGUCAGAUACAGUAUAGGCUCUCUCUCUUUCUCUCUUGUUCUCUUUCACUUUCUCUCACUCACUCACACACACACACUCACGCACGCAUCCAACAGUGGGUGCCCUUCUUCAUAAAUAUUGAAAUAGAGGAACAGUCAGGGUUCCAGCUGAAAGCACCUUUCAUUUUGCCUUGCCUUUCAUCCCUGCAUAAGUGGCCCCCUUCUCCUCCUCCUGUGUAGCAGAACAUAGUCUCUCUGCAGCGGGGAGUCUUAAGUACCUCAGGAAGCCUCGCUUUAUUCUUCAAACAGCCUUAUGUCCACAACCUAUUAUUUUAUGUAAGCUUUGCUCUGAAAUGUCCCAGAAUGGGUUACUUACUGUAGUAAGCAUACGGUAAAUUGUUUUGUGUAAUUGUUAUUUAUACAGAACUUGGCCCGUUUUUCCAGUCGACUGAUUACUGCAAGCUUGACUUCACGCUAAUGUAAAUUGCUCCUCUCCCCCUCUCCUUCCCCAGGUAUGACAUCCGAUAUGAGAAGGAGGAUUUCCUCCUGAGAAUCAAGAAGGCGUCGGCUGGGGACCAGGGGACCUUCACCUGCGUGGCCGAGAACCGUGUGGGCAAAGUGGAGGCCUCGGCUACCCUCACCGUCAGGGGUGAGUAUAGGCGACUGUAUGAGACAGUCAGACACCUGUCACCAGUCCUGUUUCUGGAGCUGUGGUAUUAGUCUCAGCUGGGUGGGCCCAGGCCAUUCCUCUCCCCCACCCUGGGAGUGUUAUUGCCCCCCUGCUGUGAGCCUGGAGCUGGGCUCAGUCCCUCUCUCUCCCCAACAAGGUCUCACAGUCUCACUUCAGUAUUCAACAUUGUUAAAACUGAAAAAACCUGACACUGAAGCAUAAAAGACAUGACGGUUAAGUUUAGGCAUUAAUUCCAACUGGUUAAGGUAAGGGUUAAGGUAAGGGUUAAGGUAAGGGUUAAGGUAAGGGAUAAGGUAAGGGUUAAGGUAAGUGUUAAGGCAAGGGUUAAGGCAAGGGUUAAGGUUUGGGAUAAGGUAAGAGUUAAGGUAAGGAUUAAGGUAAGGGUUAAGGUUUGGGAUAAGAUUAAAACAGAAAAAAUGUAAACGAGUGCCUAGCACUGGGAUUGAACCCGCGAUCCUCGUAGCCGAAACACCCAGUUUAAACCCUUUGUUAUCCCCAUCCACAACGUCCUAGCAAGCCCUGAGCCUACUAGAGACUAAUACAUGGUCACGUUGCCCCUAGUGGACGGUAUUGACGGCAUCUCCCAACAUGCUGGGGACCUGGACAAACGUUGAAUACUGAAGUCUAUCUGGUGUGAUCUCACUGCUCUCCCAGGGCCCAGGCUGGAUGAUUAAACCAGUAUCUCCAGCCUCCACUCAGAUAUGAGCAACUUAACCAGAACCAAUUGUGUUACACACCCUGUAUCUCACUAUCCAUUGCACAUCACCACACCACACUGUGUCCUCUGUCAACUGGGAUGCUAAUAGGAGAAUUGGUGGCAUGAGAAAGUGUUUUCAGGGUAGGUGAAGAGGUGAAGAGGGUGAGAUCCAGCUUUCUGUCUUUUGCUUGUACAUCAGCAAAGUGUUAAGUGACAAUUCUGUGGUGUUCCCACAUCUGUGAAUACGCCUAAGUGUACAAGGUUAUUGUGUUAAACUAUACACCCCUCCAUGAUGAUACCCAGGUGUAUUUCCUUUACCUGAGCCCCAUGCCAUCACCUGCCAUGGUGACUGAGCCCCAUUCUCCUCCUCCUUACCUGCUGGAAUUUGAUACCCAACACCACGUCAUUCAUUUCUGAUUUCCAUUUUUUUUCUUUCCCUCUCCUCCUCUCCUCUCUGUCUUGUGUUUUGUCCUCACCCACCCAUACCAUUGUUCUGUCACCAGCUCAUCCUGUUGGUAAGUAAGAGCUGAUCCCAUUGUGCAUGCAUUGCUCUCUUUUUCUCUGUCACACACACACACACACACACACACACACACAAACAUACACUCAAAUGCACAUGCUCACAUGCUAAAGCAGGGCUGUUCCUACACUUGCAUACAUACACACCCAUUAACACCAGCACACAUUCACACCUGAUUAUUCAACAUACUAAUACAUGCACAUGUACCUCCUUAGUUUGAACCACCCAACCCAGCCCUCCAUUUAGUUGUGUGUUGUUAAGUUAGUUGUAACCCCUCUGUUUCUCCAACUUGCUGGUCAAGACAUAGUAGUUGAUAUGCAGUAGUUCUGAUGUAGAGACUACAAGGGGAGAAUGUAUGUAAAAGCACUUGUGCUCAUGAGUUGGUCUCAUUCAUUCAGGUUUGUGGCCAGCAGGAUGAAUGGCUUGUGUGGUCUGCUACCUGUAGUAAUGGCUGUUCAGAGAGACUACUAGACAAUCACCUGUUGCAUGUUCCCUGUAGCCUGUAGCCUGUAGCUUGUAGCUGAAACCUGUAGCUUCCCUUGAUUCGUUUGUGCACAUGAACAGAACUGUCUCUAAAUGUCUUCCUGCUGUGCUGUGGUGACAGUGGUUUACUUCUCUGACCUUUGACCUUCAGAGGCUCCCCAGUUUGUGGUGCGACCCCGGGACCAGAUCAUGGCUCAGGGGCGCACAGCCACCUUCCCCUGUGAGACCAAGGGCAACCCCCAACCCACUGUGUUCUGGCAACGAGAGGGCAGCCAGGUAAGAAACACCUGUUUGAAUAACGUGUGUUGAAUGUCUGUAUGCUUCUUUACAUGACUGUGCCUGUGUGUGUUAGCUCUUGCCUGUGUGUGUUAUCUCUUGCCUGUGUGUGUUAUCUCUUGCCUGUGUGUGUUAGCUCUUACCUGUGUGUGUUAGCUCUUGCCUGUGUGUGUUAGCUCUUGCCUAUGGGUGUUGGCCUCUUCCUAUGCAGAUAAACAAAAACAACCUUCUCCUCAUUGUCUUAACCCUUGUGUGGUGUUCAUGUUUUUGUUAUUCACCCAAUGUUCACGGGGUCUGAUGGACCCACAACAUCAUUGGGUUUUUAAAACAAUACAGCCAUAACAAUUUACGUAAAAAUACUUAAUACUUAGAUGUUGACUUAUAUCAAUUACAAGCAAUAUAGACAGCAUACAUGGUUAAUAUUUACCUCUGCUAGAUCACAUUUAUCAAUAAAAGUGCUAUUAAAAAUUUUUAAAAAAAAUUAUAAUCAAGACAUGGGUGGAAUGAAUCAUGUUUAUCUUGAACAAAUAUAAAUGAAACAAGGUUUUCAUCACUAUUGAUGUUUAUUGCUUUGAACUGAACAAAUUGGAAGGACAGAUUUUACAUACAUUAUUUUAUGGAAAUGAUAAAUGAGCCCCAUUGAACACAAAUUAAGGCCGGUCUACACACCACAUGAGGGACAGAGUUUUACUGUGUGUGUGUUGCAAAUGUAUUUCUUGCACUUGAUGCAUGUGUACUGUGUCUUCCUGUCCUUCUUGGGUCCACACACAUCGCAGCGCUUCUUCUUGUUGCUACCGGCAGCAAUCUAGAAUGAUGAAAACACUUAGUUCAGGAAUUUUGCUAACAUCUCACUCACUCACUCACUCACAUAUAUAGUUACAGCAGGCCAAGGUAGGAGAGUCAGACACACACACAUGCAACAACAUCACUCAUACUUACUUCCGGUAUUAGAGUUGUUGGUUCUGUGGGUCGGGCGGAUGGGGCACCAGCAUCCUCCUCCUGAAUCCUCCUCACGAUGGCUGCAGAAGCUGGGGUCCUUGGGAUAUGUUGCCUCCUCUGGAUUUGAGGUCUUACCAAUGCCUUGCCCAGCUCCUCGAGAAAGAGCCGUCUCCUCUGGAGCUUCCCCCUGUUCCAAUCUAGGUUCAACGCCAUCCAGAUGACAAACGCGUUGUACGCCGAGAUGUCCAAGAUGUUGAAGAAUAUCACAAGUGGCCAGCGUAGGGUUCUUCUUUUGCAGCUGUAGCUAGUCACCAGCUUGUCUAAAUUGUCCACCCCUCCUUUUGUGGCAUUGUAAUCCAUUAUGAUUUCUGUUUUUUUGAUGUUCCUGGCCAUAGAUUCUCCCAUCCCUAUAGAGCGUACUCAUGAGAACCACAUUUUUGCCUUUCUUUGGCACGUAGGACACUAGGGACGUGUCGGCCGUGAACACAAACUUAGAGGAAUUGAUAAGCCUGUUCCGUGUAUUCAACAGCUGAGGUGGGAGCCCUGGCUUGUUUUUUCGUAUUGUUCCUACCAUCGUCAGCUUCCUCUUGAGGAGCUCCUGUCCCAGCUUGUGCAAAAUAAAAAAGUUAUCGCAUUUGAUGUUGUGGCCACGGAGUCCCUGUGUCACGUCCAGGAUAACCCGCAUCCCUCGGUUCAUCUCAGGGGCUCCUCCAUCUGGCUUCCCCGUAUAUACUUGCAAGUUCCCCACAUAUGAUGAAGCAGCAUCACAGGCAGCCCAGAUCUUGAUUCCAUAUUUUGCGGGUUUAGAUGGUAUGUACUGCCUGAAGGGGCAGCGGCCCCUAAAUGGCAUAAGCUGCUCAUCAACAGUAACGUUGGGCCCAGAGUUGUAAAACAGGGGAAGGCGGUCCAGAGACAUGAUCCUCAUAUUCUGAAAAUUCUUCAUCUUCCAAAGUGGAAGACGUUCCAUCCACACUAGCUUCUCUCUCUGCAAAAAAAAUUCUAAGGCCCUCCGAGCAGAGAUUAUUUUUGCCAUACUGAUUGAUUGUGGUAAAGAGCCACACUUGCAAAGCUAUUAAUUUGUUGUGUCCCUCCCCCAAUUUGCACCUGGCUGGGGUAGAAUGUGGGAAAAUACAGCAUUUUUUACAAUGUAUUGAAAUAAUGUAUUGUAAUAAUAUUGUGCAGGUUCCCGCAAGACAUUGUGAGGUUUCACACACUACAAAGGGUAAAGAGUGCGAGAAAAGCGGGAGACAGGCAGACAGGUUAUUGGUGCUAUGUUGAAACAGCAGACCUAGGGAGGAGGAAGACAGAGUGAAGGCACACAGCAAACCUUUUUGUUUAAUUUUUACUUGUUUUCACCUACACACACACUUUUCCACACUUUUAUUACCCUCGGGUCCAGUGGACCCGAACACCACAUAUGUAAUAUAAAUGUGUAGGGGGGUGCACAGUGUGCACUCAAUGAAAAUGUGUUAUUUUACAUGUUCUUCACAGAAAAUGAGCCAAGGCCAAUGAGUCUCAGGUUGAAAAAAUAAUUAAUUAUAUCAUUUUUAUUUUAGUAAACAUUGAAAAUGGGUCCCACAGACCCGAACCACACAAAGGUUAAUUGAGACAUGAAGGUUGGGUCCUGAUUGGACAGUGGCUAGAGCCGUGGGACGAGAGGGGGCGGUCAGGACUCCCGUCCCCGUGACAGUCACAUAAUGAAGUGGUCAUCAAUCAUCGGUCCACUCCGCAUGCUCUGACCAGCCAUUUAUUUCACAAGAAACAACAUUCAUUUGCUGCUUUAGAGUCGUUAGGCAUAAUGGGAUCAGGCUAAUGUCCUUGCAUUCCCCUCCGUUUGUCUGCUCUCAGGACGCGGAAUGGGGAAAAAUCUCAUUUAAGCGAGAGAGAUAGAGAUCUCAAGGCUAUGAGUGGGCGGCCGUGAGGACUCACUCAAUGUCAAGACCCCUACUGCAGGGCAUCAUCACGGGCAGGGCUGACCGCCUCUCACCCACAGUGUAAAUGACUAACCACCUUGAGCAGAUAGAGGACCCCGACCCCUCUGCCCCCACAUUUACUACUGAAUUACUCACACAUUUCUAGGAUAAGUGAGUGAAUAGGAGGACUACUCAGUAAUGAACACACACUGAGAAUGGACAUGGAGGAAAACAGAGCAAGGCUUCAGAUUAUUGGUUUGACCUGUUGGUGCUUUUUAGUCAAUGCAGUCUGCUCUCGCAUUGUACAUGUAUGGUGUAUGGGCUAUACUGUUAUAUAGCAUUGUAUUGCCAAGGAUGACACUCACUGCAAUUAAAACUCCCUCUGUUAAUUCCUGUCACUCUAAAUGUAUCUUUCCUUCCCUCACAUUUCUUAUGUAACUAACUGAAUGUAAUAAUAAUUUAACACAGUACAGUUAUGAUUCACCAUUCACUCAUGCUAUUAACUGCAACAUGUAAAUUGAAUCUCGCCAUGUUUCCUGCUGGUUUUCUGUUGGGCACAGGACAAAACACCAUGCUAAUGAGUCUCUCCUAUCUUUCCAGGAUCUGCUGUUCCCCUAGCCAGCCAGCCCAGGGAGACAGCCGUGUGUCAGUGUCAGUGAGUGGAGAGCUGACCAUCUCCUCCGUACAGCGCUCUGAUGCAGGCUACUACACCUGCCAGGCCCUCACUGUGGCUGGCAGCAUCCUGGCCAAGGCUCAGCUGGAGGUGGCAGACGGUGAGAGCAUAGAGCACGUAUACACUGCAGACAAACACACUGCGGACACACACAGACACACACACACCACACACCUGUAGAAGUGGUCAUGCCAAUGUGCACCUGCAGAUGCAUAUCCUAGCCAACUGACACCUGCAGACCUAUGCCUUUGCCAACACAAUUGUGCGCCUUGCCUGAGAACAAUGCACAACUAAAUGCAAGCACACAAACACACACACGCACACUUGCUUGAAAACAUGGACUGAAGGGCCGGCCAUAAAAUGCGUCAGAGGCUGUCUGUUUAAUGCUUGGCACUUAUCUUGGCUGAGAUGUGGUGUGCUGAACGCUGUAAGAGCUAAUCGGUCAAAUGCCUUCAUCCAUUUCAUUAGCAUCUCACUGUGGGAAGUUGCACCAUAGAGAGGCCAUGAAAAUCCUGAAAAGAGUGAAACUGUUUAAAUGAAAACUCUCUCCCUGAUGGAGAGUUACAUUUACACUUCUCUCCUCUCAAAGAGCAUCAUUAUCUUAAGUGCUGAGGUAGUGCCAAUUGGGAGCUGUUUGGCCUCUCUCUCUCCUCUCUCUCUCUCUCUCUCUCUCUCUCUCCUCUCUCUCUCUCUCUCUCUCUCUCUCUCUCUCUCUCUCUCUCUCUCUCUCUCUCUAUCUCUCUCUCUCUUUCUCUCUCUCCAUUCAUGUAUUGGCUCCCUCACACACAUUAUUGAAUUAACAUCUGCUCAAGGAUUUUUUGGGGAAAGAAAACAAGUCUUGCCCUGCGAGGUGGAAAAGAUAGGUCAGUAUGCAAAUACUGUACGGGGGAGUGAAGGAAUGAUCAAGUGGUUGAGUGUGAAAAAUGAUGCAAGAAAGGAGUCAUCUUUUGUUGUUGCAUCUGAUCACAGUUAAAUAAUAGUUUUUUAAGGCUAGCUUCUAUAUCCGUUGUACAAUAUUAAUCAUACAAUGAGGUGCUGACAAUGAUAACAUAUACAAUGUAUAAUAAUAUAUAUAUAUGCCAUUUAGCAGAUGCAUAUAGGGUGGGGAUAGUAUAAGAACUCUCAGUAGUGAUGUGGAGAGAGUAAAAGAAUGUCUCACUUUAUAAAAGCUGGUGUAUGCUUAGUGGAGUUACUGUGUUCCUCUGAGUCUGAAGGAGCUGUGAUAGGAAAUAAGAGCUCUAGAAGCUGAUGCAAACACUCUGUCUGAGUUGAGACUAAGAGCACUGAUAAGGAGGGGAAGGAGAACAGAGGAUAUUACAAAACGUGAAAAGAUUGAACACCUCAGAAAUGCAGAGGCUGCCCAAUGAAUGACAUAACAUGCAUAUAAGAGCAUUAAGGAGAUGUAUUUCUCCUGUGGUUGGCAGUGUUUUGUCUGGGGGAGGGGGCGGUGAGGUGCAGUGGUGAGUCAGAGGAGAGGAGGGAGGUUUGGGAGGGAGGGAGGGUGUGCAUGUGUUAAACGGUGUUGUGAAAGAAGGCAGGGUAAUUAGCCCCGUAGGCGAGCCAUCGUUAAUCCACACCUUGUAAUUAGAGUGCUAAGGUGUGAUGUGGUGCCAUGAACACACACUAUCAGAAACUUGCAUACGACCCCCAAAACAGGUACCCCCAUCACAACAAAUAUAUCAAGAAGACCUUGGGUCUCCAGUGGUAAAUUCACUAAUGGGGUCAAAGAAAUAAUUACAUAUAUAGCACCAAACUAUAAUUCAUUGUUUGUAUUUCAUUGUAAAUUCCUGAUCAUGAUUUCUGAUUCCUUAUUUUUCUCCAGCUUCAAAAGACCGCCCCCCGCCCAUCAUCCGGCAGGGCCCAUCCAACCAGACGCAGGCUGUGGGGGGGGUGGCCCUGCUGAGGUGCCAGGCGUCAGGGGACCCGGAGCCCACCGUGACCUGGCUGAAGGACGGCCUCAGUCUGCUGGGGAAGGACCCUCGCAUGGCCCUGCUGGAGCCUGGCAGCCUGCAGAUCCAGAGCACCAGGGUGGGUUUAUAGGACUGAUGGUGUACAAACACAAUGCACCCAGUCACAGCAGCAAGCCUCUCCUCCACACUCCACGCUGUGUUCACUCAUGAUUGAUUUGGCCUUGAGUCUGCCUGUCACAGCGGCUUCAUCUCUUUUCUAUUUCUGCUUCUCUACUUUCCUUGCCCUCUUUUCAAUACACUGCCUGUUCUUUGGGGUUUCUCUCUAUUCUCAAAAGCAGGUUGUUAAGGUUUGUGUGUGUGUUUGUCGCUCUUUGUGUGUAUCUGUGAGUGUGUCAUAUUGUUUUUUGAGAGAGAGGAUAGAACAUUUCCCAUCUGAUGUCAGUUGGAUGUAAUUCAAAUGGACAAGUGCAGUCAUGUUGCUUUUAAAGAUGAAUAGAGGGUAUUGAUUUGUAUGUCAUUUAAAGCUGUCGUUUAAAGCCAGUCUCCUGGGCAACGGUUAGAGAUGCUCUAACUCAUGGACAGUGAUUGGGGGUGGGGGAGUGUAACCAUGUACAGCACCAUAUCACCACCAUCAAAGUGUGUGUAAGAUGUCUACCUACACACACAUGCAUUCACAUCUGCACGGACACACACACACACACACACACACACACACACACACACACACACUCACUCACACACACACACACACACACACACACACACACACACACACACACACACACACACACACACACACACACACACACACACACACACACACACACACACACACACACACACACACACACACACACACACACACCACCCCUUUAUCUCCCAAAUCUCAUUGGAAUAUCCAUUAGACUGGCCAAAGCUGCAGUCCUCUGGGUUGAUUUAAUAAAUAAACUUAGGGAGACGUGGGUAUGAAAACGGAGGUAGUGAAAUAAGGAGACCGAGAGAAGGGGAGGGAGGGAGUGAGGGGAAAGACAUAAAAAAUUGAGAGAGAAAGGGAAGAGGGUGCAAGAAAGCGAAGGAGAGGGGAGACCGGAAGAGAGGGAACGAGGGAGAGAGAGAGAGAGGGGGGGAGAGAGCGAGGGAGAGGCCAGCUGUCAUCGUUCCCCAGUGUUAAAGCGGCCAGCGUUAAAUAGAUUAUCAUGUCUCUGUUUCACUGUGUCUGUAUUGAUGAUGAUGGGGCUGAGGAUGUGGGGGGCUGACUAGUACUAAAUUAAAUGUAUUAAGAAAAUUAACGUCAGCACUUCAUGGCUCUUUUUUCAUCUUCCCCCGCUCUGUCUUCUCAUUCACACCCACUCCCUCUCCCCUGGGAGUGAGUCAGGCCAAUGGAGGUUAAUGCAUUUUUUGUGUACUGCUGGCUGCCGAGCUCUUUCUAUAGCAGAGGUUCACUACCAAACAAUAUUACUACUAUCAAAAAGGAACACAGGUUUGAAUGAGCAUAUAAAAACCUUUGUUUGUGAGGUGUUGAUUGAUCUGUUCCUCAGCAUAAUAUUUGGUUGGUCAGGUGUAUGACCAUUUUUAUGGAUGGAUGUUUUUUUUAAAAUGUUUUUUUAAAAUGAAAUGGGCAAUUAUUUGAUUGUUUAACUGGCUGGUCAGUGUAGGUUGUGAUUAUCGCUUUGUUCCUCUGUCCUCCUCAGCUGUCUGACUCUGGGCUUUACACCUGUGUUGCCACCAGCUCCAGUGGGGAGACCUCAUGGAGUGCCUUCCUGGAUGUCAGAGGUAUAGUAACAAUCCAUCUUGAUUUACUGUCCCUUCUACCCACCAUUGAUUGAAGCCAUGCACCAAACACAUUCCACCAUUUCUAAUGCACCUUUCUGCUUCAAUCUGCCUUGUUCGAUUUGAUUCAUUUUGAUAGAGCAUCUUCUCCUUUCCUCCCUCUCAGAGUCCAGUGACCUCACAGACACCAUAUCCCACAAUGCCAGUGCCCUCCCAGGGCCUCCCUCUAAGCCAGAGGUUACUGAUGUCACCAAGAGCAGUGUCUCGUUGUCAUGGGAACCUGGACCCGAGGAGGGCGCCCCAGUCUCUUCCUACGUCAUCGAGGCCUUUGGGUACGUCUGGGAACAGUGGCCCCAAGCGAAGCCGCACUAAAUGACCCCAAACUUUCAGAGCAAUGACAGAUGUAUUCGUUUAUGUGGGCAUAAGGGUCACUGCCACAUUCAGGGCAAGCACAAAAAUCCUAGGGAUUUUGCAGAAUAGUUUGCAUACGAGAAAAAUAUACAGUCCAAGAAGGUUGAUCAGGGUCUAUUUGAAUCAGUGUUUAAGUGUUUAGGUUUGGUUUCAGACCAGUCGUGCAGUAUCUUGAUUUUGCUAGGUAAAUUAGCCAAGCGCGAAACAAUAGGACUGUAACUAUGGAGAGCUAUUACUGUAAAAGCUUUUCUUGGCUGGGCUCACUAACACUCUUCCUCUCCACGGUUCUCUGUGAGCAGUCAGCUGGUCAGCAACAGCUGGCAGACUGUGGCCGACCACGUGAAGACCACACAGUUCACGGUCAAAGACCUGCGACCCAACACAGUCUACCUGUUCCUCAUCAGAGCGGUCAACGCCCAGGGUCUCGGAGACCCCAGCCCCAUGUCUGAGCCUGUCCGCACACAAGGUACUUAACCAACCAGGAUGUGCUACAUGCCAACAUGACAUUUGAAAUGGGUUUGAUGGCAAUUAUUGAUGGCAUCUCUCUCUCUCUGUCUCUGUCUGUCUGUCUCUCUGUCUCUCUCUCUCUCUCUCUCUCUCUCUCUCUCUCUCUCUCUCUCUCUCUCUCUCUCUCUCUCUCUCUCUCUGUCUCUCUGUCUCUCUGUCUCUGUCUCUCUCUCAGACAUCAGUCCUCCAGUGCAGGGUGUUGACCAUCGUCGUGUCCAGAAGGAGCUGGGUGAUGUGGUGGCCAGCAUGCACAACCCUGUGGUCAUCAGCUCCACCUCUGUCCAGGUCACAUGGACCGUGAGUACAACUGUUUGGAUUACUUACAAUUGUUUUUGUUGUUGCAUAUCAACAGAGAUGCAGUUGUUAGUUGGUUGAUAGUUUGAGCAUCUGUUGACCAUAUGUAAGACGACUCACUAAAUAAAGCGUAACUAAACAUUUUGACUUGCAGAGCCAAAUGAUUCAUUGAUUUACCAUAUAUGGCACAAUGAGGAACUUGGGUAUGAACCAGAGUGCUUUGUCUCUGUGGUGAGUUAUUAUUCUCACAGAAUCUCCAGCUGAAUAGCGAGAGAGAUGAAACUUGUUUUCCAUGCUGGCUGGAGUACAGCAUUAGGAUCGUUCAGGAACAGAGACAGCUUAGCUAGUCUUUCCAAGCUUCAUAUACACAGUUUCAGUUUUGUUUUUCACAGACAAUGCUGUGUGUCAACCACUGUCUGCGCACACACACACACGCACACAGAGACAGCUUCUGAGAUGGGUGGACUUGGAGUCCAGGGACAGCUGGUGUUCCAUCAAUCUGUGAUCAUUUGGAGUGACGCAGGAAUGAAGACAAAUGUUUCUCACCGUGACAAAUAGAUCACCAUUAGCAGCAACAUGUUGUGUUCACUCUUUUGGAAGCUGUUUGCAGUCAGCUCUUUAUCUGGUGGUUAUUAUUAUUUUCUCCUGGCAAGGUGUCCCAUCUGCCUUCUGGAGAGCACUGCUUAAUGACAGAGGCUCUUCUAUUUCACACAUACUCACAUGCACACACUCCAUAUGCUUCAGCACUGUACGCACCGGUGCCUUGAUGACAUUUUAACAUUAUUAGGUAUCUGGGCUCUUCGAGAUAGGGAUUUGCAUAGUGCAUAGCACCAUUGCGUUGAACAUAUUAUCCAAUGGUAUACUAGUUCAAAACAUGGUAUAUUAAAGUGAACAGUCAACAAUACCACUCUUGUGAAAAUACAAUGAGAUACCAUCUACCAUCUUCAAUUAGCUACAUGAUAAUAUUACUAGUAUGACAUUUCAUUGUAACACAGGCCAGAUUAAAUCCCAGAAUUAGCGUAGGGUUUUCUUCUUCUCUCUCUCCCUCGUUCUUCUCACAUAUUUUUGUUGUCAAGCAAACCCCUUCUCCUAACAUACCCUAGCAUACCUGUCCUAUAAGACAAGGGAAAAGUAAACAGAAUUUGCUUGUUUAUGAUAUUUACUCCCUCUAUGGCUGCAUCUAGCUAGCUGGAUCAGUCAGUUCCAACAGGUAAGGGGGUAGGGGUGGGGGGGUGGGGGGGGGGGAGAGUGAGUGGGUGUCUCCCUAAGGUUUAUUCAUAAAGAUUUUGGAUUCACGAAUCAUUUCGUUAAUGAAAUGCAAACAGGCGCCCGUAGAGGCAGAGCGUUGGCAGCGCGUCGCCAUGAUUUAUUUGGACUGGGCUAAGGGUAAACAGCUGCUUUAUUUGGCCUGUAAAAGCUUUCGCUUGCUUCUGCCCCUGUUAACAACCCAUUACUGUGAGUUAUGUUGCACACUCCCUCCCCAGACCCCACCACUGCAACUUUACCCCGCCAUAGUAACGGGAUAUGUUUACAGAAAAGGAUAAUGCAUGGUUUUAAUCCACUCUGUCGGGGUCAAGUGUAAGAGCUUUGUAGCUCUCUCUUUUGAUGGUUUGGUCGGCAUGUGCUCUAUUUAAAUGGGCAGUAAGUAGUUACUAUGACUCAAAGUCGAUAGGAUUCAGCUAAUGUUGAAGAAGAAAUGUUCUUGUAACAUUACUCUAGUUAUUGAAAAAUCCCUUUCAAAAUCCACAAUAUAAAUCAUCACCCCCUUCCUACCCUCUUUCUCUCUCUCUUUCUCUCCCUCAGGUGGAGAACCCUUCCCAGUUUAUCCAGGGCUAUCGUGUUCUGUACAGGCAGACAUCAGGGCUGCCCUCCCCGGGGGCCUGGCAGGUGCAGGACCUCAAGGUUCCCUCUGAGAGAGACGUGGCUCUGUCUGGCCUGAAGAAGGGUGUUGUCUAUGAGAUAAAAGUCCGCCCGUACUUCAACGAGUUCCAGGGAGCAGACAGUGAAUCAAUGACAGCACGCACCUUGGAGGAAGGUAAAGGACCGUUACCGACUCAAUAUGUGUAGCGAUGCAACAAAAAGACAUUGCCAACUGUGUAGGAGGUCUUAUUUUCACUUUGUCAAAAACUUUUGAAAUUGUUUUACAUCAAUGCUACUUGUGUGCUACGUCUGGUAAUGGCAACAUACCUUGAAGCUGAUACAGAAUAUCAUUGUACACACCCACACACGCACUCUCUGCAAACAAACAUCAGAAAACUCAAGAGAAGACACACAAACACUGAGUAUUGUGGUGGCAUCUUCCCUGUGGCAGAUCUCCCAGACAUCUCAGCUCUGUAGGGGGGUAUGACAGGCCUUUUAGUCUGUGGGGGGGCCUGUCUCCUGUGACACCAGCUCAAACAUCUUCCUGCUUCUCUCCCUGCGCCUCUCCCUGUUCAUGUCUCUGCUCUCUCUGGACCCCUGCUGUCACAUCGCCUGCCAUGCCCCUGUCGCAUACAACAUUCAUACUAUGACUUUAUGAUUUUACCUCCCUCCACCUCGCUCUGUCUUUCUUAGUUAUUGCUUUCGGUCGUCUUUCGGGAGGGCGGGAGGGCGGUUGAUGUACUGGUGGCGGGAUGUAGGGGACGUGGGGGGGUUUGUGAUAAGAGAGAGAGAUAUCAUAUCUGCGAUAUCUUCUCUCGCUGAGCUCUCUCUGAUCUCUCCCUCGCUAUGCUCUCUACUCUUCUAUCACUCAGCCCCCUCUCCAUCUCUCCACCUCUCCAUCCUACACAUGCAUAAAUCAAACGUUCACUUACAGCAAAUCAAACAUUGAUGUCAGUCAGAGAUUUGAACAGAAGCUCAAGUUACAUUGGCGUCUCAGGUUAAGAUUCAGCCCUGUGUGAGUGGUUGAUUAAUUGGGGCCAGCAGCGUUCAGGCUGCUUUUUAUUCCUUGUGUCCAUUAACCCAAUUAGGCCCACACAGGAGUUGUUAUCCAAGUGUAACGCUCUGGGCAUGUUCAGUCCGUGUAGCCAGUUCUCUCCAGACCUAGGGUCCUUCUGGAGAAAUCUACUGUAUCCACGGUAGCCAGGUGGCUCAGAGGCCAGCUGGUAAAUGAGACUGUUGUGUAACGUCCCACCUGGCUAGCCACAUUUCACUGAGAAACAAUCCAAUAGCUGAUUCACAUGGAUCUUCCACUGACUGUAUAAUGCCAUUACAAAAUGUAUGGCUUCUCAGUUGAGUUAAGUCCUGAGUUAACCCAACCAAUCAAUCUGAUUUAAAUUAGUUGUGCCUUGGGAAUACAGAGAUGGUAGUUCAGAGUAUUAAGUUGCUGUAGUGUUCUGAAUGAAUGAAUAAUAAACCUCCAACACUAUAGAAACAAUAGGUCUAUGUGUUAAACUGUCCUAUAGUCAUGCUGUUAGCAUGCAUGUGUCUCCUAGCUGUUUGAAUCCCCAUACAGCCUUUGAAGGUGACUGGUCUGAGUGGUCUGUCAGCCCACACUGGGGAUCAGCAGUGUUUUGUCGAUCUAAACCGAUUGGACAUGGGGUUGCCAGAGUGUCACUUGGCACGCGACGCGGCACGCAGCAGGUCACAUUUCUGCCGGUGAUACAUCACAGAGCUAAUGGCCUUAUUAGCAUCUCCUUCAUUACUGUUCACCACAACGGAGUGCUUUCAUUUAGCUCAGAUAUGCAUAAUGUGCUGGUUUAGCAUCCCGAGCGCAAACGUGUGACUGCGCAUGAUGGGGGAGGCGGCGUCAGUCGCUGGGCUCGGGCCCUUCAUCACAGGCCCAUACUUUACUCUGUCUGGGGUACACGUGCCAGUCUGCUCUGCUCUGUUUUGGAAGGGCACAGUGAAUCGGUUAUUGGUAUGUUUAGUAAGGCUGUAUGGAAUUUCACCAGGCAAUGAAGAGUGAUUGGAUCUUGGAAGUUCAACAGCCAAUAGUAUUGUUUGGCAUUAGAUAUUGUAACUAGAUGGAUUAUUAUAGUAGAUUCACCUAAACCUACAAAGGCACCAAGAGACCUCUGGUACUGCUACUCUGCCAGGAAAAGAGAUUAAAAGGAAUGAGAAAUGAUUCAGAGAAAGACUUAAAUAUAAGGGAUGAAGGUUGGAGAGAGGAAGAUAAAGAGAGAUAGAGUCUGGAAGCAGGAAGUGUGGAGAGUGGAGUCAUUAUUUCUGUAUGUUGUGGUGGCUCUCCCAAGCUCAUUUUUUAACACAGUGGCAUUGUGCCUUACUGCUGCUACAGAGACAGCCUGCCUCAUUGAACUACUCUUUAAAUAUAAAUCAAGGCAGUGCUCUCUGUUGUUCUCUGGUGGACAGCAACAGCAGGCAGCAGCAGUUCUCUAUUGGAAUGUGAAUAUGUGGUUGAUAUGUUUUGUUUUGUUGUGUCUCCCCAUGCAGCACCCAGUGCUCCUCCUCAGCAGGUGACAGUGCUGACAGUGGGGAACCAUAACAGCACCUCCAUCAGUGUGUCCUGGGACCCCCCUCCCACAGACCACCAGAACGGCAUCAUCCAGGAGUACAAGGUAGGCAGCAGCAAUCUGUAUUCUAUAUGUUGAGAAAAUAAAGGCUCUGGUAUACAGCUUUACUGUAUGUGUGUUGUGUACAAAUGUUGAUAUUACAAGACAUUUGGUAUCAACUGUCUCUCGCCACGAAUUCCUGUCCCUGUGUGUGUGUGUGUGUGUGUGUGUCUGUGUGUUAGAUCUGGUGCCUGGCGAACGAGACACGUUUCCAUGUGAAUAAGACGGUGGACGCGGCCAUCCGUUCCGUGGUGGUGGGGGGUCUGCAGGCAGGGGUGCAGUACCGUGUAGAGGUGGCGGCAGGCACCAGCGCCGGGGUGGGGGUGAAGAGCGAACCCCAGCCCAUCAUCAUAGGUAACACACACAGGGUCUGAGGCAACACACAUAAUAGCAGGGAACCCUAAUCUGACUCACAGACAGGGGGUCUGGGAAAAUGAUUGAUCAAUUUAUCACACUUGGUAAAAAUAAAAUUGUGCAUUGUCGGAGAUCACGUGUACUGCUCGAAGCUGAAGGUUCACUGAGUUCUGUAAGGUGGGCUCCAUUCAUAGUGAUCUAUCAGGAAAUCAAUAGCAUUUCAUUUAGUGUAGUGUCCAGUAACAGUGUGGUGAGUGCUGUUAGCCAUAUCAAUAAUCCUCCUCGAUAUCUGUGCGGCCAGCGCUAACAAAGUAGACAGUGUUAUUGGGGUGGGCUUAUCAGCCUAUCACAUCUUAUCAAACAGCUGAAGGAUGCGCUGAGUAUAUAGGCCUAAAAUCAAUAGCAGAGCCAGGCCAAACGCUCUUCAUCCGUGACUUUUGACUGAUGUGUGGGGAAAAUAUCCUUAACGGCCACAGAAAGGCAAACAGAGGCCUGUGGACUGAGGCUUAAUGACUGGGGCUGGGGCUCCUGCUCACGCUGGAGACUGUGAAUCUAAUUUCACAGCACAGUAGCUGCAGCAGAAAAUCAAACUCUGUCUGAGCUGCUCUGUCAAUCUCCCGUCUCGGAGCUCAAAUUGAUGAGAGCGCUGCUGAAUUGAUUAACUCUCUGCCAACAUAUUGCAGUUGUUUUAUGCUUUCGAUGGUGUGUUUUUUUUAUUUGAUAUUGUUUAUCUAUAGUGUUGUUUUUACCCUAGAAAAUAACUGUAACGUGAUUGUACCUUUCUUACAGAAUUUCUUGUUUUUAACUCAUGUAGUAGAUUUUGAUAUUAACUAUCGAUAAACAUAGAUUUUUACUCAUUUUUGAGAGAUGUUAGCCAUUGACUGGUUUGGGUCUACUGGACAACAAAGCGCUAUCCAUCCACCAGAUGCCAUGGUGUCCCUCUGACGGGUGUCUCCUGUCCCCUGCUGUCUGUCCCCAGGUGCAGAGCUGCGUGAUGUGAUCACGGGGGCUGAGGGCAACAACAGCAUCUCAGACGUGGUGAAGCAGCCGGCUUUCAUCGCUGGGCUGGGAGGGGCCUGCUGGAUCGUCCUCAUGGGCUUCAGCGCCUGGCUGUACUGGAGGAGGAAGAAGAGGAAGGGCCUCAGCAACUACGCAGGUCAGAACCACUAUACUAUUACUGAUAUAGGCCUGAGUAAUAUCAACACAGAUCAAAAACACUAUACAGAAACAUUACAGUGAAGACUAGCUUUCCCAACUGCCUUUAGAGGACGUGUCUAGGAUGAGUUAGUGGAAUCCCAGGUGAGAGACAGAGCUGUUUUGGCUGGAUGGUGUAUCAUUUAAUGCAGAACAAAGGCAAAGAUAUUCACCUCAGACAGAAAUAUGCCUUCUUUGUUUUAAUCCAUUGUGCACCUAGGUGCAUCGGCUAUGAACACAAUCCCAUCAAAACUGCACCAUAACACUCAAAUACACACAUUUGAAAUAAGUAAUUCACAUUUCCUUACAUUAUGGGACCGUGACCUAUGUUGUUCACACAUUAGCCGUAAAUGCAUUCUCCAGAUUUAGGUAUGCAAUUUUUCGUUUGGCCCUCCGGGGGUGAUUUUAGCAUGUUGCUGUGGAAUAUUCUCAUUAUUUGUAUUGCAAACACCAUGCUUCAGUGGCUGGGGUGGAAACCAUAGUGAUUACCGAAUCCAAUAGUUAUUUGCUUUAUUCACCAGCGCUCCUAUGAUCCCUCCUCUCCUCAGAGCAAAUUCAUCUUCAACAUGCAGUUCAAUGUUUCUGUCUCGUUUUUGCUGCCUGCUUUGUAUCUGUCACCCAGCCAACCUCCAUACUCUGUCACAUUUUUCUUGAUAAAAAUGUAUCUACCAUUGUCAAAAGGAUGUCUUUUUAUGUCUAUGGUUGUGUUCGUUUGUUUAUGCUGAUGUUGCAUCGACUGUCUACAGUGUCGAUAGGCUUUUAACACACACUCUCUCUCUCUGUCUUUUUUGUUGCAGUUCAGUCCUUCACCUUUACCCGUGCAGGUAUUAGCCAUUUGUCCUGUCUUCUCACCUUAGUUUGGAUGUUGGACUGUAGCACCAGAAUAUAUUUAAGAAAAAUAUAUACCAGCUUGAAACACAUUCAAUGUUAACAGAGCACUCUUCUGAUUAAAAUUCUUCCUUCUCUCUCGCUCUGCUCCCUGCCAUCUCUCUCUGGUUGGACCUCAGUGACGUUUCAACGAGACAGAGGCCUGAUUGAAAAUGGAAGGUGAGGACAAACAAAAUCCUUAUUAAGUCACUCAACCACUCCCAUCACUCAAACACAUUGUAAUGCCAUGGUCUUUGAUUACAGUAACAAAAAAAACAUUAGAAGUGAUGAUCCAUCCCUUGUGGAACAACAUGGAUGCUGGUGUGAUGAUAGAACAUAUCAGUCUGUAAUGAUCAACCUUCACGGAGGGUACAGAAUCAUAGGAAUAUGAAUAUAUCAGUUAUGAUGAAUGAACUCCCUAUAUGUUCCAACACUCCCCCACUUAUUCAUCAUGGCGCAACACGUGCGUUGAUGUAUCGAUUGAUUGAGUCAUCAAUCACUCCCGUGAAAUUAUCAGAAACAAUUAAUGCGGGCAGAGCAGGUUUUUUUAUUGGCUCGUUCAUCUGUGCGGCGGGGCCGGUGGCGGCGUUGCCAGGGGGGUGAUGAAUUUGCCUGUCGACACGCGGGGAGCGGCGCUGCUCACGGCACGCCUCCAGAAUGCAAGCAUAUGUUACGAUGUAAAGAGAUAAUGGCCCAGGGGAGUGGGGCUGGAGAGGAGACUCCCCAGUCCCACUGAACCCCAGGCAGGCAGGCAGACACUGCAGUAUAGGAAUGUAGAGUACCCCUGUCGUCUACUGCUACUUUAGUCUGGUCUGCCUGACAGAGCACAGAGAUACGUAGCCUAGCUCUGAAUAUCACUGGGUGAAAAUCACAUAUUCCUCUCCCUCUCUCUUUCCUUCUCUCUGCUUUCUUGUCCAUUUUCUCUCUCCUCUCUCUUUCUCUCCUUUGUCACACCUGAGCAGGCAGAUCCCGCCCAGAGCUGAUACAAAUGCAGCCAAAAAAUACGCUAAAAAUAAACUGUGUUGUGUUGCCUGAGCCAACGAGUGUGUUUGUGUGUGUAUGUGUGCGUGAAUGCGCACGUGUGUGUGUGUAGGUUAUUGGAUGUGUGCGUCUGUGUAAAUUUGUGGGAACAUGCCUGUGUGAUUUUAUAUGGAAAUUACUGUCAUAAUUGUUUAAACACAUUUGAGCCAUCACAAGUCAUACAAUGCCCUGGGUGCUUGGCAGACCUAGCUUAAAGGGAAAUCCAUUUGAGGACUUCUGCAUUAAUUAACCAAAUGCAAACAAAGGCAUGUGACUGAAGCCUCUCUACAUACCAACUGCUAGAUAAGGUUAUAGUUAAUAGCACAGAUAUACAGUUUAGAAAAAUACAUUUUCUCCUCCUAGUAACAAAAUAAAAAAACAGUAUUUAUUUCAGGAGUGAAAUUGCCAGUUUCCUGUGCAAUAUGAGAGGGGUGGUUUCACCAAAACAGCCUAUGAGCGUUGCCAUGUGUGUUGCUAUGGAGACGUUACCCCACCACCCCGUGCUGGCAGGCUAACCGCCAGAAGGCCCUCCAUGAUUCAAAAUGUAAAAUGUAAAUGUCUGUAGUGCUGGGCUCUAAAAGGGAUUUAAUGUCUGUGCGUUUAGUCCUGGUCCGUUUCUCUAGGGGGUGUUAGGGGCGCUAAAGCCCAGCACUGAUUUAUAGACUUGUCAGUUUUUUAUGUCUCUCUGUUUGUUUAUUGUUGCCUCUGCUCCAGGCUGCUCCAGAGGAGCAGAUAUGCUGAAUGAGGUUUCACAGCAAUUUGUUGUUGAAGCAGUCGGUAUAACAUAAUGUGCGAAAAUGAAUAAUAUUGCUGGGAUUCAGAUGGCACCAGAUGUUUUCCUAAUAACAAUCUCUCUCUCCCUCCCUUCCCUCUCUCUCAUUCUUCUCCGUCCCUCUUCUCUCUUUAUCUCUAAAAACAGUCGUCCUGGUCUACUGAAAGCCGGUGACCCAGGAUUCCCCUGGUUGGCUGACUCCUGGCCCUCCACCAGCCUGCCAGCCAACGGGGGCUUGGGAGGUCCCAAGGACCGGGGUAACUUUGGUCGUGGAGGUAAGAAAACAUAGAUAUCACCUCUGGUCAAACAGAACCAAACCCAGAGAACUAGAGAAUGGAGGUUGAGAGAAGGCUGACCCAGACCGUCCCAGUUGACCACGGUGUCACACAAUGCCACAGCCCCACAGUGAGGCCAGAGGUCAGAGGUCAUGUGCCCAGGGUGUGCCCAGAGUGAGAGGCAGUGAAUACAUGUAUGAGCUGCAUGCAUUAUUCAGUGUGGAGGGUAUCCCUCAGCAGGCACACUGACAGGCCGUCACACACACUCCGGACUCUCAGUCUCUCUGGAUCACGCUACCUAGCUCAUCACUAUUGGCUUCAAAAAACUGACACGAACUUUGAUGAGAAUGUGUGUGUGUUUCUUCUGCCUAUGCAUGAUUGGUUAAAUACGCUUGUAAACUAGAUGUCUUCUUGUGGCGGUGUGUGUUUCUGUGUGUGUGGGCGUUUGAGAUGGAGAGAUAGUAUGUGUGUAUUGGUGCCAUUUUCCUGUAGCUCGUUUAGCUCCCACCAGGUUGAUGAGUGGCCCCGAGCCCCUGUGGGUAGAGCUGAAGGUCAGCCGUUUGUGACGGGCCCUUUCCCUGGACACAGCUCUGGGCCCCUACAGGGCAUUGCAUGGCGACGUGAUAAUUAUCCUGCUAGCUAAUCACUUUGAUUCAUCUCAGCUCGAUUGUGGUCAGUUGAACUAACACAGGGAGCCUACCGCUGGAGCAGGGAGUGCUAAUGUGUUAAACACUGACCUUAAAGAUUGGUCACUUUAUCUCUCCAUGCAUCUCUGUCUGUUUCCUAAUCUCUCUCUCUCAUCUCAGAUGUGCUACCCUCCGGAAUGGGUGAGAAGACAGGUACCAUGCUGACUGACGGUGCCAUCUACAGCAGCAUAGACUUCACAGGCAAGGCGGGCUACAGCAGCCCAGCACGGGGCAGCCAGGCCACGCCCUACGCCACCACCCAGAUCCUGCAGUCCAACAGCUUCCAUGAGCUGGCUGUGGACAGACCAGACCCCCGCUGGAAGGCGUCCCUUCGAGCUCAGCAGGAGAUUGCCAACCUGGGCUACUCACUGACCAACGGACGCCCCUGCAACGGUAGCAACUGCAACACUAGGGAAACAUAGGGAGGGGAUGGGCAGGGUAGUGAUUUUGAAUGUGUGCAUGUGUUCUUGGAUUUGUGUAUGCUCCAAAGGAAGCCCUAAAACAUAGCAUCAGAUCUCCCUAGAUUGUAACAUCGUGUGGAUGGUCAGUCACGGAGUGAAGCUUAGCAUUCAUUAGAUGGCUUUAUGGAAUAACAAUAGGCUUUAAGACUAGGAGGGAAAGAGAGAGAAAGAUAGGGAGAAAGUGAAAGUCUGGAAACCACUGGCGUACCGGACACUCUCACAAGGUGGGGGGGGGGGCCCACGAGCUGUGGGGGCCCAUGCACCCGUCAUCGACAAAUAUUUUUUACAUUUAAUAAAUCAUUUUGACAGUAACCCUCCAAAAAGUUAUUCAUAAACCUUUUUAAUUUCCAUAUGUACUAGGAAGCUACAUUUUUCUUUCUUGGGCUUCAAGAACUUGCCUCAGGCCUUGAAAAAUGUACUAUUGAACUAAUUGAAAGUAAGGGGAUAUCGGUGAACAAAUGUCGUGGUCAAGGCUAAGACGGCGACAGUGCAAUGAGUGGAGCUUACUCAGGUGUUCAAAGCGCAUAUCAGACCGAGAGCCUAAUGCUUCUUAGGUAGUUCUUUAUUAGUUUUAGUUUUGAAAACGAUCUAUCCACAAAAUCGACAGCUACAGGAAUGGUUAAAAACAGCUUGAUUGCCGUAGCAACAUCAGAGAAACUGGGCAGAAGGGAGUGGUGCUUCAAAUACAGCAGUUCUGCAACAUCUUUAAUUAAGCCUCUCAUUCUCCUUAAUUGCCGGCCUCAACACGUUACGGAAAGAUAUUAACUGUAGGCUAUAGGAAGCUCUGGGGCAUUUGAAUUGUGUGGUUGCAAUAUCAACAGUCCCUUAUCUCUGGAAUAUCUUGGCAUUCAUCAUUCAAGACUAAGUUUAAAUUGUGUGCAGCGCAAUGGACAUAUAAUGCAAAUGUCUCCGGAAAGAAUGUCUGGGAUGGCAAUACUCAGUACAGAAAACAGUCGGGUCCACAACCUGGACCUACAGGCCAUAGUGAGUCUCUCAAGUUGGAUUUAAUUUAAUUUGAUUACAUUUAAUUUACCUUAUAUUGCAGCCCAUUUGUGUAGGCUAUUAGCCAGACAAAACCCGCUGAGUUCAACAAUAAAUAGUGGCUGAAUUUGUCCUCAAGCCGACUACUUUCUUCCUCAUUGUUAGGCUAUUUGAUGUGUAAUUUUUAUAAAGGGUUUAUAAUAGCAGCUAAAUAGCAGCUAAAUACUGUAUAUAGCUAUAGAUAGUAGGCUACACUGCAUAAUGAAACAGUCCCUAGUAAGCUAGUGUUUUGAGGGUGGACUGACUGUAUUAUUUGGCAUUAUUAGACUGGUUUUACACACAACAACUUUUUAUCCAAGCUGGGAGAGUGUGCGAGGAAGGCUCAUGUCAUGCAGGUUCAGGUACGCUAUACAGGACAGUUGUGUAUAUAUAUUAAAAAAAACAUAAAAAAAUGGUUGCUGAUUAGUAUGCUGUUGUAUUGAAAAUACAUUUUACAAUCUGCAAUGUUUGAAUUUCCAACUUUAAUUACUGAACAAGUAAUAACAUUAUUGCCACCAGCCAGGAGUCUAAAUGGCAGCCUAGUGACACUGUGUAUACUGUAACUUCAUGAAAUGUUAGGCUUAACAUGAGACAAUUACAUCCAAAUAGCUCUACCAUUAAACAUUUCUCCAUUAGCUAAAGCAAAGCUAUAUGCUACAUGCCCUGGCACCACAGAAAGCCUAUCAUCCAUUCGAUAGGCAGCCGCAUAGACAUAUCGCAACUUCAGUGACAUGGACAGCGAUCGGUAGUCUAGACUUUGUGAGUAGCUGUCUGGCUGACGCAUUCGAUUUUUUAUUUGGUGGGGUGGCGAACUCCGACCUUGCCGGGAGGGUCCAGAGAAACUGCGUUAGGCCAGUGCUGGAAACAAUAGAUGAAGAGAUGUAUUUUCAGUGGAUUGAUUAGAAAAGAGAGUUGAAUGUUGAGUUCAGUAGAGAGAGGAGACAGGGAGAGCACAAACAACAAGUUAGAGAGGGAGAGAGAAAGGGGGAAGCAGAGAGAGGGGGAUGAGGGGGAUGUUAUAUUUACAUUUUCAUUGUAAAUGGACCCUGAGGAUAUAGUGGUUAAUCGCUCCUCUCUUCAUGUCAAUUUUUACUCCUCAGCCUCAGGAGUUUUCUACCCCAGAAAUGUCAGAAAAUGAAGGCAUAUUUAUUUGGAUUAAUUUGAUUAGCCGAGGCAGGGAUUCCUUUGUGUUUUGACCCGUGGAUAUUCAAUUAGCUUGGCUUUGCCGAGCAGAGCCGUGUUGUAGGGAGAGUCUCAGUCAGUCUGUCUGUUGGUCGGUCAGCCGGCCAUUCUCCUGCGUGUUUUGGGCUGUAUGCUCAGCUGAGUGCUGGUUAACUGAGAGAGAUAAGGAACAGAGAGGAAGAGGAAGAGAGGGAAUGGACAGAGGGAGGGAGCCAGCCUGCAGCUCCGGGCCCCAGGUCUCAGUGCCUCUUUAAGAAAUCGAGACUUUGGGCCUACAAGCUUAUAUCUGACAUUUUUGUAAAAAAUGUGUUAGUCAUAUAAUUGGUCUUUAGAUGGUUCUUAAAAUAUCUGUGAAGUUAUUUAAAAGUACAUUUUAAGUGAAAAAAAUGAAAAACUAGAAAGUUUUAUCUGCAUAAACUCAUUUGAACUUGGCACUAUAAGGUUCUAUCUGCAAUCCAAUCACAAGCCUGAACAUAUACAGACGAACCAAUCAGAACACGUCUUUGCCAUCUCACUCUAAGUAUGGUUUAGUCUAGCCAGCAAUAAUGGCACUCAAGCAAAAUAAAACUGUCAGAAGUCUUUAAGUAAUCCCGUGUAGCUCCGUUGGUAGAGCAUGGCGCUUGCAACGCUAGGGUUGUGGGUUCGAUUCCCACGUGGGACCGGUAUGAAAAAAUGUAUGCACUCACUAACUGUAAGUCACUCUGGAUAAGAGCGUCUGUCAAAUGAAAAAGUAUAUUAUGUUGUUACAUCGUUGUUCAGUGAUGACAGUAAUUCGUCUGAUUAUCAUAAUAUAUUUCUUCAUGUAUUUGAUGGUGUUCUAUCUUGAUAAAAUAGUGUUAUUCUAUCAAUGAUGUAUUCAAAUAGCUACAGUUUUCUUAAAAACGGAACAUGUCUACUAAUUCAGAAGUGUCAGAUAGAACCUUUUGGCUGAACCCAGAUUUACAUUUCAGAGCCAUAAUGUUCUUUCUGCAAUUGCACCCCCCUAAAAAAACGGAUUAAAAAAUGUCACAGGAGUUUGAUACUCUUCAUUUUAGGUACCUUUUAAGGUGAGGAUCUUAAUGGGUUGUGAAAGCAACAUUUACUACAAAACAGUUCUGAUAUCUGGGAUGUGAAAACUUUGAUGCUCAAUAUCUCAGAACUAUGCUUUGUGCAAAUAGAAUAGUCCCAAGGUCACAAUAGUCCCAAGUCCCAAGGUCACAAUAUGUCAACAUAGAGGAAAAGUCUUAGUGCUCCGUCAGCACACUGAGAAGAGAGAAAUAAUGAGAGCCAGGUGGGGGAGAAAGAGAGGGAGAUGAUAAAAUAGCUUUGCAAGCGGCAGUGUGUGUGUGUGCGUGUGUGUGUGUGUGUGUGUGUGUGUGUGUGUGUGUGUGUGUGUGUGUGUGUGUGUGUGUGUGUGUGUGUGUGUGUGUGUGUGUGUGUGUGUGUGUGUGUGUGUGUUUGAACCCCAUGGGGUGGGAAAUAGUAUCAGCUCAUUAAAACCCACAGCUUGGGGGCUGUAGGGAUAUCUCUACAUUGUGAGGCAAAGACCGGGCUGAUAAGAUCAACUAUCUUCCCUCUCUCUCUCUCUUUCUCUUUCUCUCUCUCCCUCCUCAGGUGGAAAGGGCGGCAAGAAAAAGAAGUCGAAGGGUGGGUCGAAGACCUCCAAAUCCAAUGGGUCCUGUUGGGUCAACAUGCCCCUGCCUCCCCCACCCAUGCACCCUCUGCCAGGCACCGAGGUGGACCACUACCCCCUAGAGAACCAUGGAGGAGGGUAAGAUAAUAUGCUCUCUGUCUCCACACACAUGUAGACAUACCAGACCUGGGUUCAAAUACAUGUGUUUGAUUAUUUGUUAUUUAAAUACUUGUUUUCUGUGUAUUUGAGUAUUUUCAAAUAAUGUGGCCCGAAUCAACUACUUCUAUUUCAAAUAAUUACUUAAAGUAUUUCUAAAUACAUUAUUUCAAAUACCAAGCAGACCUGGGUUCAAAUGCAUGGGAGUAUUUAUUUUUGUAUUUGAAAAUACGUUGUGUAAUACUACGUGCCAAUACAUUCCAAGUGUAUAUCCAAAUCCAUUCCAAUAUUACUACUGUACAUUACUAUUACUGUAUAUAACUAUUGUGGGGGUUUUUAACACACAAAAAAAACGUACUUUAAAAUGUAUUUGAUAGUCAUUGAAAUACCAUAAAUAGUAUUUUGAUACAUGUACCUAUAAACAUCCUAUCAUGAUGCUACACCGGAAGUGAAAUAAUAGCAAGGAGCACAUGUAGCCUUUCUUGUCUACUGGGGAUCUGAGGUCUGUCAGUGAGCCACUGAGAGCAAAGAAAACCCUCUCCUAAUUGGCUGUAACCAGCGUCGCUUUCUGACUCUCCUGGAACUCUCCUCUAUCUCUAGCUGUGUGUGCGUGUGUGUGUGCAUGUGUGUGUAUGUGUACUAAAGGAGAGGGCUAAGCACAGACUAGCAGCAGGCUGUUAGAGGGGGUAGUGCGCCAGUGCUGAUUGAGCUCCUGGUGCCUGCACUUGUCAUACUGAGGAAACAGCCAUCUUCAUUACUCUGCUUGGUAUUGCAAGAAAAAUACACUGUUUUUGUCACAGGCGUUUUUUGGAAAGAGGGCAGUGGAAAAACCUUGCCCUAGAUAUUGGGGGUAAUAUAAUGAGGUUAGGACUGUUGCUGUGCAAGGACAAAUGUAAGAUUUCAAAAUUAUCAUAUUAUCAUACUUUCCUUGGGAAUCUGAGGAAGUUGAGAUAUACUGAGCAUACAAAACAUUAGGAACACCUUCCUAAUAUUGAGUUGCACCCCCCUUUUGCCCUCAGAACAGCCUCAAUCCGUUGGGGCAUGGACUCUACAAGGUGUUGAAAGUGUUCGACAGGGAUGCUGGCCCAUGCUCACACAACUUGACAGUUGUGGGUGGUGGACCAUUCUUGAUACACACGGGAAACUGUUGAGCGUGAAAAACCCAGCAGCAUUGCAGUUCUUGACACACUCAAACCGGUGCGCCUGGCACCUACUACCAUACCUAAUUCAAAGGCACUUAAAUAUUUUUUCUUGCCCAUUCACCCUCUGAAUGGCGCACAUACACAAUCCAUGUCUCAGUUGGCUCAAGGCUUAAAAAUACAUAUUUAACCUGUCUCCUCCCCUUCAUCUACACUGAUUAAAGUGGAUUCAACAGGUGACAUCAAUAAGGGAUCAUAGGGAAUUCAUCAGGUAGGUCUAUGUCAUGUUCCUAAUGUUUUGUACACUCAGUGUAUUUCUGCCUAAACCCUUGGGGUGUGCACAUAUGCAUACAUAUCUUGCAGGCAGUCUCAAGCAGCUUUGGCUGGUUCACCACCACUUAUAACAAAACAGCAUGUGGUUAGAUCUUGUCAUUUGAUCUCAGCACCCCAUUCCUGCCAGUCACUUUGUAAUUACAAACUGCAGACAAUCUGUGUAAUUCCCUCUCUCCCUCUGCUGAUUGAUAGAACAUCAGAUAACAGUGUGUUUAAUGGUCUGGCAAAAUACAAACCAGUAAAAAAAUAAUCGGAUUUGUCUGUUGGCUAAGCUUUGUCUCGUAACCAGUGUAUAACACUGAGAGCAAGUCACUGUGCACUAGCAGUAACACACUUACAUCGAAUUCUAAGCACCAUAAGCUGCAUCUGCACAGGCAGCACAAUUAGGAUAUUUUUUCCACUAAUUGGUCUUUUGACCAAUCACAUCAGAUCUUUUCACAUCAGAUAUUUUUCAGAGCUGAUCUGAUUGGUCAAAAGACCAAUUAGUGGUAAAAAAUAUCAGAAUUGGGCUGCCUGUGUAAACACAGCCAUAGACACACACGUCCACAGUAUAAGGUUUUAGGUUUUAGCCUGAAUUACUCACAUUCUCGUUCCCUACAUAUUGUAGGUAUGACAGUGACAGCUGGGCCCCGCCCAUUCCUGUCCAGACCUACCUCCACCAGGGAUUGGAUGAUGAUCUAGAGGAGGAGCGAGUGCCCACCCCGCCCCUCAGGGGAGUGGCCUCCUCCCCGGCAGCAGCUCCCUACAGCCAACCGUCUUCCUCCUCCCUAAGUUCCACCCACCACGAAGAGAUGCAGUCCAUGCUGCAGGCCCACCUGGAUGAGCUGACCAGAGCCUACCAGUAUGAAGUGGCCAAACAGACGUGGUGAGGAGGCGAGAACUUACUGUGGAUCUGUCAGUGUAUUUUUUUCUUCCUUUGGGCUAUACCUCACAACUUUCUAUGUAGUCUCUUCUCAAAGCCGCUGUGAAGUGUGCGGAGCACCCCGAGUCUGGCGAGAGAGACUCCUUUCUAUGUAUCCAUAAGACAUGAUAUGACACAACAAUUGACCUUGCUGCAUGGUUAGGAUGCAUUAUGUAUCCACUUUCCACAGUGAAAUGAAAAGAUAAGUACUGUACUUUGUGUUCUUUUGAAUUGCCACCGGUACUUGUUUGACUUGUCUAAAUUGCCUAUGAUAUUUCAAUCAUGAGACAUUCACCUGGCAAUUUCUGCUUUGCACUGUGAAUGAAUGAGCUGUCAUUCUCUAGAAUUGAGCUGGACGCUUUUGCAUAUCAAUAGCCAAUAGUCUUGUUGACUGUUUCAUAUUGGUGUGGUAUUUAGGUAUGUCAUCCUAACCCCUGGUUUCAUGUUGCAUGUGAGCGAUAAAAACAUCCCUUCAUUGAUUACACCUCUAACAGGCAUUGGGAAACGUGUCAUGUCAGUAGGAACAUGUGUUGAGGGGGUAAUGAUGGAGUUUGGCCUAGCGUGCUGCUCUGACAACAGGAAGAAGAGCUGCUAAUUACUCCUCCGUAGAGGGGCGAGGCAUCAGAGGGGACAGCGGUGGGGGAGAUAACAGACACGUUACUGACAACCCUGCCCAGCCCGCCAUUCUUCUUCCUUCACCCAGACAAUUACCAGUCCAUUGUGUUAGUGCUAACACGAGCGUCGCGGAAUGAAUGUGCACAUGGAUGUGAAGAGAAAAUAAUGAAUUCAAUCUCCCACACAAACACUCACCCAUACUGAACGAGGCCCUAGUACUGCACUCUGGCAUUUGGUUGUUCAGGGACUUGUGUUUCAGCAUUUACGUCCUGUCUGUUUGUGUCUUUAUCUACUGCUCAGUGUCCAGUCUCAGUGACAUAACAUGUUCCCUCAUGUUCUAUACAGGCAUAUGAAGGGCAGCCCACAACCGCCCAAGGCCCCUGUCCCUCCGAUGGGCUAUGUGUCUAGCACGCUGGGGUCUGACCUGGGGACCAACCUCCAGUGUGAGGAAGAAGAGGAGGAUGAAGGCUACGGAGUGUCACGUCAGCUCUGUGGCUUUGACUACACUGCUGGACUCAGCAUGGACAACCUGGAGGGCUCAGGUGAGACACACACACACACGCACACACACACACACACACACACACACACACACACACACACACACACACACACACACACACACACACACACACUCAGAUCAUGCCCCUCUUGCCGUCUCUUCACAGUGCACCCUUACAAAGAAAACACAUGUCAAAUUUGCAGUUUCACAUGUGAAUAGUUGUUUUCACAUGUUGAGCUUAAAUUUCACACCAUAUUUCCACAUGUACUAAAUUUGGUUCACAUGUUAACACCACCUUUUCACAUGUGAGGAGAAUAGCACGUUUUCACCUCACAUGUUAAUUGCAGUUUCACAUGUGAAAAUCUCACUUUCACAAAUGGAAUUUCAAGUUCAUAUAUGAAAAUCAAUCACGUGAAAAUCUAAUUUGCAGGUUUAUAUGUGAAAAACUUCCAAAUUUUAUCGUUUUUCACAUGAAUAUUUGCAAUUCCACAUUUGAAAGUGAAAAUCCAAUUUGUAAGAAAACUCUACAUGUGAAAAUCUCACUUUCAGAUGUGGAAUUGCAAGUUCACAUGUGAAAUAACGAAUAAAUGCCUCAUGAGUUUAGUUAAUCUGUCAAACCCCAUCAGAACCCAAAAUAUAAGCUUGAUUUACUGUAGACAAAGUAAAUCUAAACAACCACUGUAAUUUUGAUAUCAUGGAUGGUCAGUAGUUGCAUCCUUAGCGUAGUCUAUGUAUUUGAGACUGGUUGCAUUUUACUGAAACUGUGUUACAAUUAAGGAUUGCCACUUUAAACAACUUUAAUAGAGUAAUAGUGUUAUUAUUACUUUUGUGCCAUUAAUAUCAAGCAAAACUUCUGAAGUCGAGAACAAAAUUAUUAGUAUUGCAAACAAAAAUAAUGAUAUUGAAAGCAAAACAUAAACCACAAAUUAUUGAUGGCAAAACAAAAUAUUGCAAGGAAAUAAUUUUGAAAUGCGAGAACAAAUUAAUUUUAAAUGGAUGCAAAAAAUUAUAAUCUGUGAAACAUUUGUUAUGAUAAUGCGAUUAAAUAAAACGCCCCCCUCUUUUGUGCAAUUUUCCCUAUCUUUGGUUAUGUUACCCUGGCCUUUGCUUUCGCUGCCUUUGAAAGUUUUGGCACAUUCAUUCCAGCAACAUAGCACCUUGCGUCCCACUGCUGGUUUGUCUCUGAAGCUAAGCAGGGUGGGUAUUGGUCAGUCCCUGGAUGGAAGACCAGAUAUAGCUGGAAGUGGUUAAAAAUAAAUGUGAAAAAUACAUAAAUGUGUUCACACAUUUAUGAAAACCACAUGUUUUUUUUCACAUGUGAUUUUUUCAUGUGUUUUUUUGUCGAGCAGGAUGUCAAAGAUUUGGGAGCAGUGAGUAAAUUGGCAAUAGCAAUGGUUUUAUUCAGUCACCACUUAUAGAGACUAAAUGCCUUGCACAUUAUGCAGUUUUGACUGACAGCUUUUUGAUUUCCAAUUUCCUCAACCAUACCAUGUCAUACUCAAGACUGAUGGUUUCAUAAUGUGAUAUUCAGACUCAUUAAUUUGAAAAAAACAUUAUAUAAAAGGGAAAGAAAGGAAAGAGUUUGUGCAAUCUGGUGUGCACACAUUAGUGAAAACGAUCUCCAUGAAAGAACAGAAACAUUGAACUAGCUAGUUAUUUGAUUUCAGAUGGAAGCUAUCUUUCUCUGUGACAUCUCAUUUGGGCUUUUUUUUUCAAACUCUCACUGACAUCUAUAAUAAUAAUAAUAAUAAUAUGCCAUUUAGCAGACGCUUUUAUCCAAAGCGACUUACAGUUAUGCGUGCAUACAUUUUUGUGUAUGGGUGGUCCCGGGGAUCGAACCCACUACCUUGGCGUUACAAGCGCCGUGCUCUACCAGCUGAGCUACAGAGGACCACAUUUUAAGUGUAUGACCAUAUUGUCUAAACACUUCUUCUUUCAGUCUCUAUAAUGUUCUAAAACCUAAUGACACACAAGAGCGUCUGACAUCUAAAACUAUGAGGAGAGUGAGAGAAUGAGUUGGGGAGAAGGCACAAGGUGAGGUGACUUCAGAUGCAGAGGGCAAGAUUGAUGUUAUUUUGUAGACCCCUAGUCUGUGUUGUGGGGGAGAGUGAGACCACUGUUCAGUCCUAGUCAGUUUUCUGGGAGAUGAUGGAACAUUAGGCAUGCUAGCUGAGACACAGGGGACUGUCUGCUGAUAUAUGUGCUGUGUCUGUGAUAAAGUAGGUGGUGUGCAGUAAUCUGCUGUGUUGCCUCUGUGGGGAGAAGGCUAUGCUAGAUCAGCUUAUCUCUACAAAGGUCUCUCCUCUGUCUCCUCUCCCCCAGAGAGCCAACACACACAGACAGAGAAAAGGCCAAUGCAUUUAGGAUGGGAGCCAAUAAUUAUAACCACAUCUUAUCCUUUACCUUGAAUUGUCAAGAUGUGAGAGUAGUUUAUCCAUAGUACCCACACCAACAGUCUUAUCUAGGAAAGUUUCUUGCAGUGAUCCCCCCCCCCCCCCCCCCCGCCUCUCCUCUCUUCCUCUCCUCAGUUAAUUUGAUUUACAAAAUAGUUUUUUUUUCAAACUUGUUAAUUUUUUUACUUUCUAAUAUAUAGCGUAUCAGUGUAAAGGUUGUGAUAAAAAGUAAUUGAUUGCUAAUCUAAACUGAUUAUCUAUGUUGUGCAUCUCUCUAAUUCUCUAUACCCGUGCUCUCUCCAUCACCCCCUGUAGGUAAAGGCUACUCCCAGCGGGGUCGACCAGGCAGCUCAGGCUCCACAGAGAGCAGUGGUCUGGGCACACAGAGCCUCGGUCACCAGAGGGCCACACACACUGGAUGCAAACCCCGGGCAGAAACUGUUGGGACACUGCCCAGACGGAGAGACACCCCCACAGAUGGUAAGACAUGGGGUGAGGGGGGAGAGGACAGAGUGAGAGAUGGGGAAAGAGAGACGGGGAAGGUGGAUGGGAGCUUUCUUUGUUGACUGUGGUUUUUAAAGACCUUUAUAGCCAUACUGAUCCCUACGAUAUGACGCACUGGUCCAUCCUUGAUUACAAAGACUGUGUAUUACCCCAAAGGUUAAUGACAGUAUUAAUCUGAUCUUGUCAUCCUCUCUCCUCAGUGGCCUCUCCUGCCCCAGAGCCGGUCCACAGUGUGGGGGCCAGGCUGCAUGGUUCAUGGUUGGCCGGAGGCUCAGACCCCCCUGAGGAGUGUAUGGUCUCCACGCUGGAGCGGCAGCACAUGGCUUCCUGGAGCGGCACACCCUCCAACAUGGGCACCCUGGGCAGGGCACGCCACAGGGCUGGGGCUGGCACUGACCACCCACACAACAGCUACAAUGGCCACCCGCCUCCCAACAGCACCGAGCAGAACUAUGGAGAACGAUGUACGUAUCUAGCGUCUCCUUACUAAUAAUUCCACAAUGGUAAUUUGUUUAUGAACUGUACAGUAAGUGAGGAAUUUGUGAUAAAUGAUCACCUGAGAUUGACACUUUGGUUUCGGAUCUCUGUGUCUUCCUCUUGCAGAGUCUUUGUGAUGAGUCGGACCCUCCAGUGCUGCCUGUCUAUAAGUGCAAUGAGAUUUCCUCUCUCCAAAUGCUACAGGACGGAGGAUGGAGAGAUGUCAGGAAGAGAAAAGAGAGAGCUG